Molecule: messenger RNA, 1848 nt
Organism: Phragmites australis (common reed)
Lineage: Eukaryota; Viridiplantae; Streptophyta; Magnoliopsida; Poales; Poaceae
Product: growth-regulating factor 9-like
Exons: 4
Coding region: 302-1585 (427 amino acids)
Biological process (GO): regulation of DNA-templated transcription; DNA-templated transcription; developmental process
Cellular component (GO): nucleus
Molecular function (GO): ATP binding
Source: RefSeq, a predicted model, not a curated record
UUUGAUCAAAUCUUUGGACGAAGAUCCAACUCAUUGCUACACUCGCCGUGGUACUCGCUUGUCAUAAACCUAGCAAGUAUUCAGCUCAAAAACUCUCAAAGCCAAAAGAAACAAUGAAAGGACUCCUGCUAUUUAAGGGCCACCCUUAGUCCCCCAAAGAACCACACGCCCUGCCUCCCAGAAAAGCACACCUACCUUCUCUCUCUCUCUUAACUAACCAGGCUGUGUUCCCAACAAUGCACACCGCCCCCUCCCACACUCUUCUUCUUCCCCUUCUCUCUCAUCAGAUUCUCCUCCCCAAAUGAGUGCUGAGUUCUCCCCUGCUGCCGCCGCCGCCAUGGAGCUCGGAGAAGUGAUGGGGUUGCAAGGCUUCACCGUCGCCGUGCGGCCCGUGCCGUCCCCCAGGGAGAGCGACAUGCUCAAGAGAGCAGGCUUCACCCAGGCGGCUGCUGCUGCUUCCUAUCCCUCCCCCUUCCUUGAUGAGCAGAAGAUGCUCAGAUUCUCCAAGGCUGCUCAUGCAUUGCCCUCAGGUUUGAAUUUUGGAAGGCCAAAUGAACAGGCUUUCUUGCUAUCUAGGACCAAGAGGCCUUUUACUCCCUCACAGUGGAUGGAGCUGGAGCACCAGGCUCUCAUAUACAAGUAUCUCAAUGCAAAGGCCCCCAUACCUUCCAGCCUGCUCAUUUCUAUCAGCAAAAACUUCAGAUCGUCUAAUAGAGUGAGUUGGAGACCUCUCUAUCAAGGCUACAUAAAUGCAGACUCUGAUCCAGAACCUGGAAGAUGCCGUCGAACAGAUGGAAAGAAAUGGCGAUGUUCGAAGGAGGCAAUGGCUGAUCACAAGUACUGUGAGCGGCACAUCAACAGAAACCGUCACCGUUCAAGAAAGCCUGUGGAAAACCAACCUAGAAAUACCGCGAAGGAUGCACCUGCUGCUGGCUCAUUGUCAUGUGCUGUGUCACAGGGUAGCUUGAAGAAGGCAAAAGUUAAUGACUUGAAGCCAGGCACUGUAAGCUACUGGACAGAUAGUUUAAACAGGACAAUGUUGAGCAGAGAGAAAGCAAACAAACCAACGGAAGACAACACCGCUCCACUGCUAAAUCCCACGAACCAUCAACCCACAUUGUCCCUGCUCUCUCAACCGAAGCAACAGAAUAAACCGGAUAAGUUCAGUCCCACAGUGGAUAGUGAAUCGAUCUCAUCAGACACAAUAUUGAAAGCCUGGGAAAGCAGCAACCAGCAGAGCAAUAAGAACAUUUCUUCCACACAACUGCAUGAUGCUGAAUGCCUCCAAUCAGUUCUUCAAAAUUUCAGCCUGGCUAAGAAUGAGAAGAUGGAGUCUGAGAAGAACAAAUAUUCUGAUUCCGUACUAGUUUCAUCUACUUUCAGCCCUCAAGAAGGUCAACGCCUAAGCUGCCUAGCAUCUAACAUGACUCCGGUGCAGGAGGAUUGCAUCUCAAGUUCUUGGGAGAUGCCUCAAGGUGGGCCUCUUGGCGAGAUAUUAACAAACUCCAAGAAUUAUGAGGACUCGACCAAGAAGAGGGAAUCAAGAUCAUAUGGUUGGCUACUAAAUCUUGACCAUGCAACGUGAGUCAGUCAAUAGAGCCUAGGCAUUUGCGUAUCUCACCAGUCACAAUGGAAGGGAACAAUGAUGAGAAAAGAAAGAUGGGAUAGCUUUGGUGUUUGACCCAUCAGUGCUUGUUAUCUCCCCCUUUUGUCACGUUUCUUUUGUAGUCUCUAACUAGUUAUCUCCCCUGGUGUUUGAAUUAUCUGUUCUUCUGAAUCUGGCUGUAUCUUAAACAAUUCUAGUUUGCCUCAGAUAAGAUAUUGCUAGCUAGCUAUUUAAUGGUUUAC